Molecule: messenger RNA, 591 nt
Organism: Triticum turgidum subsp. durum (durum wheat)
Lineage: Eukaryota; Viridiplantae; Streptophyta; Magnoliopsida; Poales; Poaceae
Source: the annotation of a GenBank genome assembly
AUGUCUACUCCGGCCGGCGACGGUGAGGACCCCGGCGCAGGGACGCCGGAAGCAGCAGCGCCAUUCUCUGCCGACUGGAAGGAGCGGAUCUUGGUCCCCGUCGUGGCCGCCGGUAUUGUCGGAGCUGGGUUCGGGCUGGUGUCGCGGCACAGGGCGCGCCUUGGCCCGAUCCGCGCUGCCGCUACCUAUGCGGCUAACCUCUCCAUCGUGGCCGGAUGCUACGGAGGUGCACGUGAACUUGCAAGAGAUGCUCGAGCUACAACACCUGAUGACCUCAUGAAUUCUGUUGUUGGUGGGCUAGCAAGUGGAGCUGUUCUUGGCCGAAUACAAGGUGGUCACUUUGGGGCGGUGAAGUAUGCAGUCACCCUAGCGGUUGCUGGUACUGCACUGGACUAUGCCGCGAUGAAGCUAAGCCCUCAAUGGCGUGAUUGGAAAGAGCAUUUGUCCGUUGAUACGAAAGACUGGUUUACUGUACCCGAAUGGUCACCUAUCCAAGUGCUCGAUGAGGAGGCCUUGGCGAAGAAACGAGAGCGAGAGGAGUUGCUGUUUGCUCAGCGAGCACUUGGUAAAGUUAGCAAGGAGGAGCCUUAG